Messenger RNA from Argentina anserina (silverweed cinquefoil), 2708 nucleotides. RefSeq lists its product as uncharacterized. The transcript has 4 exons. The record is from RefSeq and is a predicted model, not a curated record. The coding region runs from base 1472 to 2566 and encodes 364 amino acids. Lineage: Eukaryota; Viridiplantae; Streptophyta; Magnoliopsida; Rosales; Rosaceae.
UCAACUGUGUAUUUGACCAAAUAUUGUGGUUUGAGAACUUUUCUGACCAGUGGGACUAGAGCCAACAUUCUCUUGAUGUUCCUUAACAAUCAUGACUCCCAUUUGCACGCCUAGAAGGUAUUCUGCAGCAGCCGAUUGUGUUUGUUUAUCUAGUGGCUUCUUAAUAUUCAACAUGAUGUCGAAAAGAACCUUGUUGACCAGAUGGACCAGAAGCAGUACCUUGUCGAUGUUCGUUAACAGGACCAGAAGCAGUACCUUGUUGAUGUUCGUUAACAGGACCAGAAACAGUACCUUGUUGACGUUCGUUAACAAUCUUGACUCCCAUUUGCACGCCCAAAAGGUAUUCAUCAGCAGCCGCUUGGCAUUCUUUAUUCAGUGACUUCUUAAUAUUCAACACAAUCUCGGUAAGUUUUGCCAGUUUCUGUUCUUGAGGCAUAGAGUCAAACCUCAUAAAAAUAGUUGUAAUUGCUUCAAGCUUCAUUUUAGCUUCAGGCUGAUUCCCUUGUUGCAUUUUCUGAAAAGCUAUUUGCAAGGUUUGCUCAAGUAGUUGCACAAAUUGCUCUUUUUGAGAACCAUUCUGACUAGAUGGACUUGAUGCAGUAUGUUCUUGAGGUUUCUUAACAAUCGUGACUCCCAUUUGCAGGCCUCCAAGGAAUUCUUCAGCAAUAAGUUGAGUUUCUUUAUUGAGUGACUUCUUAACCUUUAUCAUGAUCUCAGAAAGACAAGCCAUUUUUUCUUCAUGAGGCAAAGAUUUAAACCUCAUAAAAAGAGUGGUAAUAAUUUCAAGCAUCUUCUGACCUUCAAUUUGAUUUCCUUGUUCAAUUGUCUUAAAAGCUACCUGUAAUUUUACCUCAAGUAGUUUCUCAAAUUGCAAACGGUUCUGAGCGUUUGGAUCAGAGACAGAGUCGUGAGCAUCCGAAGUUUGAAACGACAUAGCUAGCCAUAUCACCAAUAAAGACAUCAUUGUUGGAGCUAAACCCUUCGUCAUCUUUCUCUUUCGCUCUUCUUUAUUCUAAGUACCUGUUUACUCUUAAAUGUUUGAUUCAGAGUUUAUGUUUACUCGUUUUAUAGAUAGCUCACAGAUUGGUUACCAAUGUUGGAAAAUUUGGAAGGAGAGACGGAGAGACAAUCAGGCAUUUCCAAACAAUGUGUACCGAUUGUUUUGGGACAAUUUGGCCAUUUACCUGCCAUUGUACGUUAGGAGAUUCUCCCGACCAAAAUCCACGAUAUUACAGAUGGAAAACUGGUUCAAAGGGAUCGAUGCGAGAAGCGGUCGCCGUGCCUAUGCCUUCGUCACAGGUGGAGGGAUGACAAGGCAGCAAUGUACACCCGUUCCUAAUUGCUGGCCUUAAUACGCAGACUCAAACAGCGCAAGUGAGCUAUAAAUAAAUAGACAUGGUAGAAUAACGACUCUGAGCACGCAUUUUCUGUUCUCCGAUCCGCAGAACGAUUAACAGAGUGGAAGAGAAAGAUGACCAAGAUUUCAACUCUAACUGCGAUGUCGCUUGUGCUAUGGCUGGCGAUGUCGAUCGGGAGUUCUUGGGCUGUCAAAGUGGAAUCAUGGACUGAAUGGUCUACUAGGGGACUCGGACUGACGCAGAAGAAUGAAAUGGGGGAGAAUGGUGAAGAUCAGAUCGGGGCAUGGCUAAAUGUUCUGCAUGGGGCCGAAGUUGCUCUUGAAGCUAAUAAAUUUCAGACUGCUAUGGCCAUGGUUGCAGGGGUUGUUGCCAGAUUAGAAAAAACGAAUUGGUCUGAUGAACAAAAACGCGCCAAGUUUAAAGAAAUGCUGGGAAUAAUUGAGCAGGCAAUCCAGGCUGAUAACAAGGUCAAAGCUAUAGCUCUCAUUAACUCACUUACAGCAGAAUUCCAACAGAAAUCUGGAAAUCAGCAAGGAGGACCGAGGGGGUUACUCGAAGCUGAGGAUGAGCAGAAAAAAAGGCAGAUACUAGUGGAGGAAAUGCGAGAAGCCUUCGCAGCUAUUCAAAAGGAGGAGCUGGACAAAGCUGAAAAGAUUAUUAACGCUGUAUACCAGCUUAUUAGGGACAAUAAGGAAUUAUGCAAAAAAGAUAAAGCAAUGGCUCUUCUUGCAGCCAUUCACAAAACUGAAGAGUAUAUCAAGAAAGACGCGAGAGAAAAAGCUGCACAGGCUCUCCAAGGAGCUGCAGCCGGUCUUGGAAUUCAACAGCUACAAGAGAAAAGGUUGGCUGCAGGAUCUAAAGUUGAGGUAGACGAGGAGCAGAAUGAUUCCAAUCAGGAGAGAAAAAAGAUGAUGCUCGAGACCUUUAUGCGACAAGCCCUCACAGCAAUAAAGGGAGAGCAAAGGGCUAAAGCUGAAGAAAUUCUCAGGACUAUAUACCAGAUUCUUAAGAAUAAUAAGAGUUUAGCAAAAGAAGAAAAAACAGUUAAAUUUCUUCAGGCAAUCGAAGAAACUGAGAAGUAUGUUAAAGAAGAUGCGAAAGACAAAGCUGAACAGGCUCUCCAAGGAGCUGCAGUCGGUCUUGGACUUCAGCAACUACAAGAACAACAAGUCAGAAAUAGGAAGACCGCUUCUGGUUCAGAGCUAUAAUUGGUCCAAAUUUAACUUAGAGUUACCAAAUCUGCGUGUGAUGAAAGGAAUUGAAGUAAUAAUUCCCACCAAUUUGGAUCUAAAGCUUAUUUUGAACAGUUUUGUUUUUUCAUUUGUUCAUUAAGCUCAGAGAGUACGUAGU